AUGCCCUUCUCGCCCAAGAUGAACCCGUCGCUCAUUCCCGGCUCGCGCAGACGCAAGUCUCUCGCUCACGGCGAGGAAUCCGAGGUGGGGCCGAGCAGCAGCCAUCACGCGCUUGCGGGUCUGCAGCCCUCGGCAUCCACCUCGUGGAUCAACCCGUUCGGCAGGGCGUCGUUCAGCGUGGACGAUGACGCCUACCACGCGCCCGACUCGCUCCCGAGCUCGCGGCGACCAUCGGCGGCCACGAUCAUCUCGACGCUGCUGCACGGCGUUGGGAUGAACUCCAAUGCUGCCUCCUCAGCCGUACGCUUGAGUCACGACGAGCCAGGCUAUACCAGCUCGGAUGCUGCCAGUUCCAGCGGGAGCAGUCGACCCGCUCAGCUGGCGGCGUCUCCCGCACCCGCACAACACACCCGCCGACCCUCGGCGAUCUUCAAGGCGUGGAAGGCGCGCCGGGGCUCGGCGCAGGGCCAGAAUGCAGCUGCCUCGCCAGUUGUCGCGCCGACUACGUUCGCUUCGGGGAGGCGCAAGAGUUCGGCGCUCACGCGCGUGCUCCAGCCCGUCGCAUCCGGUCGUCGCGGCUCGACGGCCAACCUCGGUGCACCGCGCAUCGACGAGCACCGUCUAUCGUCGUCGCUCCACAGCGCGGAGGAUUCGGAACGCCGGCGUAGCCUCAGCAUCGUCUGUCGCGGCGAACGCGAUUCGGACGAGCUUGCCCCUUCGCACCGAUCGCACGCGCUCGAAGCGGCUGGUUUGCCAUCGGCCAACGGGGUGACUGCAGCGAUGGCGAUUCGCGAUACGUGGCUGUACGGUUCGCACCAGUGGACGCACGACGGUCGCAAAGGCAGCAUCUCGACGCAAGCCACGUCGCCGAGCCAUUCGCAUUUCGGCGCCCGCAAGAGUCUCUCGGGCGCGGCGAUGCGCGGUGCACUGGGUCUCGAUGAAGAAGAUGAGCAGAUGCGGUAUCACGAGCGCAAGUGCGGAGAUGCAGCGUCGGUAGUAUCGCUGUCGCUCACGGAGGAGAUCGCGCUGUAUACGUCCGACGUGCAGGCGGUCGAGCAGAGUGCGGGUAAGGCAAGACGCAGUGCCAACAGCAGCACCAGCGCGUCCGCGCCCUCGCAUGGCGACGCGGGGCGCGGCGCGUUUGUGUGGAACCUACCCGAUUGGGGUGCGACUUCACCACGGCUGGCGAGGUUGCCCGAGCUCUCGCCCGCACCGGCACUGGUGAUUGCGGAUCCGUUUGCAGCCAUUCAUGCCGAGUCGAGCGGGAUGCAGAGGAUCGAAAGCGGCUCGUUGGAUCCGGUGCUCUCACCGGCAGUGUCGCCUGCGGUGCUUACGCCCGUUUCGGAACAAGGCGCCUCGCACGGUCAUAGCGAUCACACGCCCACACACACCUGGUCGCAGCCCCAGUGGAAUCUCGAAUCGCCCUUUCGUCCCGACGCCCCGCUCACCUCGCCGUCCUCCCACCAACGUGCCUCGCUCGCAUGUACCGACCACAGCCCCACCUCGCCCAACUUCACCCUUCCCAGCGCGGACGAGACUCCCCGAAGGGCUACGGCGUACUUCGACGCGAGCUCGCUUCCCAUUGUCGAUGAGGUCCCCGGUUCGCCUGCCUCGGUUCGGCUGUCGCCACGGCUGCCUCGGUCGCCUCGCUCGCCACGCACGUUUGGGACGAGCGAGACGUCGUACGAGAUGUCGCGCGCCCGACGACGCACCUCGUACUCGCACCCACGUCCUCCCGCUGGCUACGACGUCGGUGCACCCGGUGAUGCCGACGACGCACUCAGCGAAACCGUCCCCACACCACGCCUUGUAUCCGCCGAGUUGACGGCUAGCCCCAUGUCGAGCCACUUUGCGCCCGAAACACCCAGCAGUGCCGUACGCAGCUUCCCCACCGACGUGCACAUCUCGCCCCCCAAGGAAGAGGGCGACGAUCUGCAUGCGCAGUUUUGCUCCGUGCUGCUGCUGGAUCUGGGCAACGGUACGGCGAUCCCACUCAGCCCCAGUCCCGGUACGGAGAGGGCGGAUCCCUUUGCACUCCUUGCACACUAG
Moesziomyces antarcticus is the source of this 2049-nucleotide messenger RNA. RefSeq lists its product as uncharacterized. The transcript has a single exon. The record is from RefSeq and is a predicted model, not a curated record. Lineage: Eukaryota; Fungi; Basidiomycota; Ustilaginomycetes; Ustilaginales; Ustilaginaceae. The coding region runs from base 1 to 2049 and encodes 682 amino acids.